AAGGUGGGGAGCUGUUACAUAGACAGCUCUCUCUCUCCCAGGAGGAGAGGGUACACUUCCAGCAGGAGCAGAUCUGGUUCAACAGCUGCCGGUUGAGGAGGGGAGGAAACGAGAAUUUAUAAAAAGGGAGGGGUCAGAAAAGCUGGAAGUUGGGGUGGAAAAAGAAGAACAAGCUGAAGGAGGCAGACAUGGGGCGGUGCUAUAAUGUUUUUAUAUGAAGGACAGUAUGGAAAUCAACCCAAACACGAGCUCUUCUCUCCCAUCUCUGGAAGACUGAAGAAACAGGCCAGGCUGCUGCUUUGCUUUCUCCUUCUGCGCAAAGAGGCGAUGUGUGUGCCUGUUCUCCUCACACAUGGGACGAGAACGCUGCGAGAGCUUUAGAUUUUUUUUUUAUUGCAUCUGAGAAGUGCUUUGUCGCUUUAAAUCGCACAGGAAGCACUAAUAAAUUAUAAAGCCAUCGGAAUAUGCGCUUUUAUGCCUCUCCGGUCAGUCUGCCAGUGCGUAUUUACUCCAGACAGGAAUAUAAAAAAAAUAUUUCUAGUCUGGAUAGUUUUGUAAAGGCCUGCGGCUUAUGUUCAACCUUUCUCUGAUUGCUUUUUUUUUUCUUCUUAAAUUCAGUUUUUAACCCUUAACAACCGUCACCAAAGGCUGCUGACAGCGCAAAAAAAAAGGGACAAUCCUUCCUCAUCAGAUAAAGCGCGGCACGUUUCAGUGACCGUUGUCCUCCGCGCAGGGAGGACGUUUGCGCACAAGGCGAGAGACGCGCAGGGGGGCCAGCAUCAGGUGCCACGAGGAGGGGGAAAAACGACAAAACUUAGAAAAACGACAAAAAAAGAAAAAUAAUAACAAGAAGAAAAGCAACUGAAUUUGUCAAGGACAAGAUGACGGACGGGCCAAGACAGCGGAGCAGCACGGCGGGCUCCGCCAAGGAUGCGGCCGCUCCGAAGGAGUCUGGCGGAGUUGCGCUCAAGAAGGAGAUCGGACUUGUGAGCGCCUGUGGGAUCAUAGUUGGUAACAUUAUUGGCUCGGGUAUCUUCGUCAGUCCGAAGGGAGUGCUGGAGAACGCCAGCUCCGUGGGUUUGGCCCUGAUCGUCUGGAUCAUCACGGGCAUCAUCACCGCCAUUGGAGCGCUGUGCUAUGCAGAGCUGGGUGUCACCAUCCCCAAAUCAGGGGGGGACUACUCCUACGUGAAGGACAUAUUCGGAGGACUGGCUGGGUUCCUGCGGCUGUGGAUCGCCGUGUUGGUCAUCUAUCCGACCAACCAGGCCGUGAUUGCUCUGACGUUCUCCAACUACGUCCUCCAGCCUCUGUUCCCCACCUGUUUUCCACCGGAGAACGGCCUGAGGCUGCUGGCUGGUGUCUGUCUCCUGCUGCUGACCUGGGUGAACUGCUCCAGCGUCAGGUGGGCCACAAGAGUGCAGGACAUCUUCACCGCUGGCAAGCUGCUAGCCCUCGCCCUCAUCAUCAUCAUGGGAAUCGUCCAGAUCUGCAAGGGAGAGUACUACUGGCUGGAGCCGGCCAACGCCUUCGAGCCCUUCCAGGACUACGACGUGGGUUUGAUAGCCUUGGCGUUCUUACAAGGCUCCUUCGCCUACGGAGGCUGGAACUUCCUCAACUACGUCACGGAGGAGCUGGUUGAUCCCUACGUGAACCUUCCGCGUGCCAUCUUCAUCUCCAUCCCCCUCGUCACCUUUGUCUAUGUCUUCGCCAACAUCGCCUAUGUCACAGCCAUGAGUCCCCAGGAGCUGCUGGCCUCCAACGCUGUCGCUGUGACGUUUGGUGAGAAGCUGCUGGGAGUCAUGGCGUGGAUCAUGCCCAUCUCUGUGGCUCUGUCGACCUUCGGAGGGGUCAACGGUUCCCUCUUCACCUCGUCACGCUUGUUCUUCGCUGGAGCCAGAGAGGGACACCUCCCGAGCCUUCUGGCCAUGAUUCACGUGAAACGCUGCACCCCCAUCCCGGCUUUGGCCUUCACUUGCCUGUCCACUCUGCUCAUGCUGUGCACCAGCGACAUGUACACGCUCAUCAACUACGUGGGCUUCAUCAACUACCUCUUUUAUGGAGUCACUGUCGCCGGGCAGAUCGUCCUGAGAAUCAAACAGCCCAACAUUCACCGGCCAAUCAAGAUCAGCCUGAUCUGGCCGGUUAUAUACCUCAUCUUCUGGGCCUUCCUGCUCAUCUUCUCCCUGUACUCGGAGCCCGUGGUGUGCGGCAUCGGACUUGCCAUCAUGCUCACUGGGGUUCCCGUCUAUUUCCUGGGGGUCUACUGGGACAACAAACCUCAGUGCUUUGAUGCCUUUGUUGACAAAAUGACGUACCUGGGCCAGAAGAUGUGCGUGGUCGUUUAUCCCGCCGAGACCGGCGGCAGCAGCGGCGGAGGCGGAGAGGAGGGGGAGGAGAUGAAGGAGGCGAGGUCUCCCCUGUCGAAGGAGGACGGAGACAACCACAAAGCCGAGGACUGUUGAAGCCGACGUCGUUUUAUUCCCAGCCAGCCCCUUCAACGCAAACACAUCUGCAGACAGACACGCCCAUGUGGGUCUGCGCUACAAGCGCGGACGCAACCCACAGCUUGUUUACUGAUCAACACUUUAUCUCCCAAGUGUGUCUUUUUAAUCAACUACAAUCUGUACCAAACGUCACGCCUCAGCCGGGUAAGUCUGAGGUCCGUCAGAAGUGCAAUAAAGAAAGGCUAGCACCUUCCAGGUCCUCGGGCGCUCACACCAGCAGACACCUUUAACCUUUUUUUAUUAUUGUUUUUGUCCCUUUUUUUCUAUUUCUAGUUCCAGAGACUGAUGCUGAACCGUUUCUUUCUGGUUUAUCUUUUUUUUGGUCGCUUUUGUAAAUCUAGCUUUGUGUCACAUUCAGCACAACGAAGCUGCGUUCUUGAUCGUCGACACGCGCAAAUUAAAAAAAAAUCGAAUUCAGAUCCUUUCAUGUCGCUCCAUUUAUGUUUUAUUUCAAGAUGACUCCAUAAUGCCUCAUUUUUAAGUAAUUGUUAUUAUUGCUCGUAAAAUUAUCCUCGUCUAAUCAUGUUUAUUAUUUUCUACGAUGUGAAUUUAAAUUUCCUCGAUGCUCUGUUUCUCUAAUUUCCAUUUCGCUUCAUUUUUUUUAAAUUCCUCUUUACUGCAGAUGUGUAUUGAUUGUGAAGUCGAUGUGGGUUAUUGCGCUGGCAAAAAGUGCACAGCUUUUAUUACCUGCCUUAAUCAGAAUUACAGUAUUGUCUGCUGUGGUGCAAUUGUAGCCGUGUUUUCAAAAGAUGGCGAGAGAUCGGUGUGGUUUUAUUUCUUUUGUCAAAACUGCAACCUAAACGUGACACUAAGCAAACGAUAAAGCGUUUUAAAUGAUGUUUCCUGCCGGGUGAGAAAAGAAGUCGCGGUAAUUUCUGCCACACUUGCCGUACAAAUGACAUGCGAACAUUAAAAAGUGGCUUUAUAGUUUAGUUCUGUGUUGGGUUCCCCCUUUAUGCUUUAUUUCGAUGCACAAACGAGAGCUUUACACAAAAUUGUUCUUUUACAAAUAACACAGUAAGCUAGAGGCCCCUUUUUUUUAGUGCAAUAUUCUCGUAUAGACGCCAGUAAAACCCCGAACAUGCACCCCAUGGAUGAACUCUUAUGGGUUGUUUGGGUUUCUAUUAUGCUGUAUUUUAAAGGAAACACACACUGCUGCGCACACAGAGACCGAUUACUCAGUCGUUGUGUCUCAGGGCAUUCCCACACACACUGCCAUGAAAGCCGAGCACGUCUGAAUCUAAUCCAGUGUAACCGUGCUCUUAGCCUUUGCUUUUAGAGAUUUAUUUUUAAAGGUUUUUAAUCCUAAAAGGAGAUGAAAAGUGUCAAAAAAAAAAGAUGAGAGCUGAGAAGAUAGGAUGAGAGGUUUGGCCAGUUCUGGGUGUCAUUUGGUAUCGUUAAACUGUAAGGGUAACAGGGCGCUGUAGGUCUCUCUUUAUUAGUACAAUCGUAUGUAUUUUUAUUGGCCUGUACGGUUAUUGUGAAUUCACGAAAUAUGAAGAUGUCACCGACGUUUUAAAAGUUUAUAAUUUGGCUCCUGGUCAGUUUGGCCCUUCUCCAAUUCGUACCCACAUGUCAUGUUCGUGUGAGUAAACCUAGAGUGUCGCUUUAUGUAUUUAAAUUAUGGCAAAGAAUUAUGGAGAUAAAGAGUCAUAACAUAUUAAUUAUGUCCACAUCUUCUGUGGUUUUGAUCCAGGUAUGGCCCAAAUGCCUCUUCCGAAUUCACAUGUCCAUGUAGCAGACUACACUUUGAUUAUAUAAGAUUACAUUAAAUCAUCGGUUGUCCAUGUGGGCACCAAACGUCUCCAAUAGAGGAAGUAAUUGAGGCAUAGCCGGUACCAAAUGUAAUGUAGUAGACGGCUCCUUUGUAUCCCCGAAACAGUCUGGAAUGAAACAACCGAAUCUUCAGAAGCAAGAAAUGUGCUUUUGCGGUUUGGUGAAGAAAUUUGACUCCACGCAUUAUCGGGUGAAGCAGAGGUCAGGCUUGAAAACAUUCCUAUCUCAGAAGUCAAAUGCUGCAACCUUGAUUUGAACUUAAACCAAUACGGGGCUUGCUGUGCGGUGGAAGAGUUACCACCACACAACACAGCGCUGUGACAAUAACCUUAUUGUUCUGUAUAUAAAGUUCUCUCACUUCUGAUGCCUCGUGCCGAUUGCGGUCUCCCUGUCAUGUGAGAAAAUCUAUCAAAUAUGUUUGAACUAUAAAUGUACACAACAGUGGUCAAUGUUUGACAAGAAUAAAAACCAUACACAAGUGGA
Messenger RNA from Fundulus heteroclitus (mummichog), 4763 nucleotides. It is a transcript of the gene slc7a8a, whose product is annotated as solute carrier family 7 member 8a. Gene Ontology annotation, cellular component: membrane. Gene Ontology annotation, biological process: neutral amino acid transport; amino acid transmembrane transport. The record is from RefSeq and is a predicted model, not a curated record. Gene Ontology annotation, molecular function: neutral L-amino acid transmembrane transporter activity; L-amino acid transmembrane transporter activity. The transcript has 11 exons. Bases 882 to 2462 code for a protein of 526 amino acids. Lineage: Eukaryota; Metazoa; Chordata; Actinopteri; Cyprinodontiformes; Fundulidae.